AUGCAGAAGGAUAGAAUGGAAACAAAUAUUAUUAAAUGGAAAAAUAUUGAACCUCUAAUAACUUUUGAUGAUAUAUGUGAUAGUUUAGAAAAGGAAUAUGAAUAUAAUAUUGAGAAGGUAACACUUAAAAGAAAAAUAAUUACUUAUAAGUUGGAUCCAUAUGAAAAAGAAUUCGAUAAAAGAAUAUAUGGAUUUGUCGAACUUAUAAAAAUGACUAAAAGAGAAAAUUCAGACAAUGAAAAAUUGUUCUGGAAAAUCAAAGUUAAAUUAGGUGAAGCAUUGAGUAGAUAUAAUCCAUUAUUUGAUCUAAUAAUGGAAGAAAACCAUAUUGGAAUUACAGACCUUAUCGAAAAAAUAAUCAUGAAAGAAGAGAUUGUUGUUUCUAAGCAGAAGUUAAGGAAAAAGGGAAUAAAUUCAAAACAAAGAAGUUCGGAAGAAAAUGAAAACAUUUUAAAAUGUUUCAAAUGUCGAAAACCUGGUCAUAUUAAAAGAAAUUGUAGGUCAUGUUCAAUUAAUCAUAGGAUAAGAGAAAAAUUCGUAACACAAGAAAAGUUUACCAAAGUUUAUGAUGACAAUGAAAAUAAUAUAAGAUUUAAUGAAAUAAAAGAUGAUGAACAGAUACUUCUUGAUAUAUCUGAAAAUAUUAUAAUGAAAUCAUUUGAAAAAGAAAAGAUAACACGUGGACAAAUACUUUUUAUUACAAUUGUUUAA
This is a messenger RNA of Strongyloides ratti, 711 nucleotides long. Its product is annotated as Zinc finger, CCHC-type domain-containing protein. The record is from RefSeq and is a predicted model, not a curated record. The transcript has 2 exons. Lineage: Eukaryota; Metazoa; Nematoda; Chromadorea; Rhabditida; Strongyloididae. Gene Ontology annotation, molecular function: zinc ion binding; nucleic acid binding. Bases 1 to 711 code for a protein of 236 amino acids.